Messenger RNA from Caenorhabditis sp. 36 PRJEB53466, 1675 nucleotides. The record is from the annotation of a GenBank genome assembly. NCBI's taxonomy places the organism in Eukaryota, Metazoa, Nematoda, Chromadorea, Rhabditida, Rhabditidae.
AUGUCGCUCCGGCUUUACAAAUUCCCGGAUCUUCUUAUUCGAAAAGUGCUGUGUCAAAUGAACGCAACAACGCUGUGAGCCCUAAAAACGCACAACACUUUUAACACAGAGUAUUGCAGAUUUGAACUCUCUCUGUGUUCUACUGAAUCCAAAAUAAUCGUGAAAAAACUGAAACUGAAGCCAUCGAAACUUGAGAUUGAUUUCGGAGAGGGGCACAUUGACCUUAAUUUCGGAAAGCAAUUGGAGUCAAUCUAUUGGGAAGUGAAACGGAGAACGACGCCGCCAUCUGGGAGGUAUUUGACGGAUCGAGUGAUUUGCGGAAAGAUAAUUGGGAUUGAGACAAGGUCAGUGAAUCGGAUAGUGAUGGGAAAAGAAAAAGGCGACAGAGUAUGUAUAUAAAGCAAUUCAAAUCUUUCAAUAAAAAAAACUAAAUUUCUACAAGGUUUUCUUGGAAGAACAGCCAGACAGAGACUUCAUAACAUACAUAAUUCCAGAGCAAACCUUCUAGAAAAGCCGAAUUCGUACCUAUCUUACACAAUCAGCGUCGAAUGGCUCCUUUACUUUCUCACCGAAUACAUGUUGGACAUUUUUGACGCAAAAGUCACUCGCAUCGUUUCACAUUGGGCUGAUCUUCACUGGCCUAUUCUGUUCCUUUGGAAAAGCUUUCAAAACUGUCCGAGCGUGACUUUACAUGCACAUAAUAUAGGACAGAUGAAUAUGCAAUUGCUAAUGGAUAAUGUUAAUGCGACCGAACGAUUCGAGAUCAAACUAAAAAACAAGGUUGAAUUCACAAGGAAAAAGGUAUAGAUUGUUUAGCCUUUUCUCAGUGAUCAGGUUCCAAAGACAGAAUCCAGGUUCCGUAAUAAUAAUCAAUACUCAAGGUCGACGCAUUUUCUGAAAAUUGGCAUGAACCCGUGAUCGUCAAAGGUCCAUGCCAAUUUUCAAAAAAAACCUCGUCUACCUGUAUAUUCUUUGGAACCUGUUUAUUAUUAUGGAACCUGUAAGUCGACCUUGAGUCCUGAUUAUUAUUAUGGAACCUGGAUCCUGCUUUUGGAACCUAAUUACUCAGAUAGAUCCGAUCCUUCUUACAUUCACAAUAACUAGAACGUAACCGAACCGAUAAGGCUUCAAUUUUUCAAAGUUAUUAGUCACAACCGCAUGAGAUUAAGAUUGAAUAAGCUAUUUUCCUCUUUCAGCUGUUCAAUUGUGAAUACUUUUCGUGUCUUGGCUCGGCAGAAUUGAUGUCCAGAAAAAAACUCGUGUCCUUUGACUCCCGUGUCGUCCGACUGGGAAUGACGUCCUACACCACCCGUGAUCUCAACUAUUUCAUCAAAAAAUGGUUGAGAUCACGCAAUUUGAAGUUGGAAAUGCUCGUUUUGCAACUGAACCGAGGCUAUCAUUUCGAGGAAGACGACAUUUUCAAUCAGAUUUACGUCGAAUGGUGGGACGAAACAAAAAGAGCGCCGUAUUAUUGGUAGGCUUUCAAUUUUGUAAACGACCACUAGCUUUUUUCAGUGAUGCAACCGGAGACUUUAUCGAAUUCAUAGAUGCCUCAAAUGGAUAUGAAAUCGAGCGAUUUGAUGGAAUGUUGGCCACGGUUUUGUUGGAUCAAGACAAAUUCCAUUUUCUCGUUUGGCACAACAGAUUCCCGCCACAACCUGAAGAUGAUUUCUAA